AUGAAUCUGUCAAUGCUUGGCACCCUGUUUGGUAUGUGUUGGCUCCUGACUAGCAAAGCUUCAGAGUUCCCUUAUCUGAAUCAGGCCAAGGAACAGCUGCAUGCAGAUAUUGCUGACCUAGAGACAAAGGCUUCAAGCCCUAUCAAGGAUGUCACAGUGGUAGGAGCAUACCCACAAUCCUCUUUUGAGUGUCAACAGGCCAGGCCCCUUGACUUUAUUGGAUUCCAGUCCUUUGCUGAGGACAGUGGUAACAGCCUUUUGAGUUCUUUGUUCUGGGCAGUUGGAAGCUGGCCAGCCAGUGUUGAUGAGAUAUCUGGUGUGAUUUUAGUCACCAGUGGCACUGGGGAAUUGGAGGUUGGUCACUGCCACAAACAAGGUGCUGGAGAGUGCCUUCAUGAGAAGAUGUGGAUAGGGAAGGUUACAUCAGGAGACUGA
This is a messenger RNA of Pisolithus orientalis, 435 nucleotides long. RefSeq lists its product as uncharacterized. Lineage: Eukaryota; Fungi; Basidiomycota; Agaricomycetes; Boletales; Pisolithaceae. The coding region runs from base 1 to 435 and encodes 144 amino acids. The record is from RefSeq and is a predicted model, not a curated record. The transcript has 6 exons.